AUGAGCGUAAAGAGGAAAGCAGAUGAGAUUGUGGGCACCACGUGCAUCGAUUUGGCACAUCUUGACAAGGAAGGGGCCCAAGCCAUGAUGACAGUCUUCAACAAGGUUCGUGGCGCCGGAUUUAUGGUGGCCUCUCCUAACAACAACGCGGAGCGGGUGAUCAGCAUGUUCAAAGCCCAAGAAGGUCUCAGCAUUGGAUUCCCGGUGGAUUGCUACAUUCAUGGGCUUCAAACUGCUACCUUGGCGCUUCGUGAUGGCUGUGAUGAGGAGACGGUGGUCUGUGCCUUGUUGCACGACCUUGGUGAAUGUUGGUCUACCAUUAACCAUGGGGAGAUUGCAGCAAGCCUUUUGCGGCCUUACAUCAGCCCAAAGAACUACUGGAUUCUGAAGCACCAUGAAGUCUUCCAAGCCUAUAUCUACCAAAAUGGCUUUGAAUUGAAAGACAUUGAGAAAGUGCGCGAUCAGUUCAAGGACAGUCCACACUUUGAUGCUUGUGUUCAAUUUUGCGAGAGGUAUGACUCCAAGGCCUUUGAUCCCGAGUAUGACACCCUUCCCCUGGAGCAUUUCAUUCCGAUGAUCAAACGCAUCUUCAAUCGGAAGCCCUACGUGGAGAGCGGAUGCCUUGAGGAUGGCCGAGAGAAUGCUGCCAAGUUUAGUUUGGGCGAAGCAUACCCCAGCCCAGAGCCGAACUGA
Messenger RNA from Cladocopium goreaui, 693 nucleotides. Lineage: Eukaryota; Dinophyceae; Suessiales; Symbiodiniaceae. The record is from the annotation of a GenBank genome assembly.